GGGGGGGGGGUGAUACCGGAACUUGACUCCCACGAAGCCACACCCGCGAAUCCAGAGCCAGUGACGUCGCGCUUCGCGCCGUGGCAUGCCUGCGGCCCCGAUUAUGCCUCCUACUCAAAGGGGAAUGAAGCGUACUGCAGACCUGCAUCUGGCCGAUGUCACCUGCCGUCUAGCACCGGGAGACGAGGACACAGACGCCGCAUUGAAGCAGUGGGAGGAGACAUUUGGAAUCCCAGGGGGCCCUGGACACCUGCAAUUCACGAAUGCACGUAUGCGCUUCUUGCCGGGGAUGGAGGGGAAGAGUGAAGGAUUCACGGAUGUUUCCAUAGCAGUACGCGGGGAGGAGAGGCACAAAGGCAUAUUCGAUAGGGCGAGAGAAGUCGGCCUCCCUUCUGGGGAUGGAUGGGUUGAAAUGCUUGGAUGUCGGUGGCAUUUUGUCUCGGCGAGUGGGACGAGGGAGGAUGUGAGUAAGUUAUAGAGGAACCUACAAAGGGCAAUCAAUGCCUCAAUCUUUCGAGAUAAGUCGUUUGUUCAGAGGAAUACUUUCUUUUUUGAUUCGGUGGGUCUGGAUUAAUAUUUGGAACGAUAAAAAACGGGAAAAUGAGCCAAAAGUCCAGGGUCGCAGAAUCGCAGAAUCGCGAAACAGGGUUGAUCAACCAUCUUCUCCUGCAAACAGCAACGGCAUUUGAACUUCAUCCUUUUCGACCAAAAAUUAGACAAUGGGCAAGCAAGCUCAUCUAAUAUGUUAAAUAUGGUAAGAGCGGCGUUUGAUAUUCCACCAUAAAAAGAAUGCUAUUUGUGAAUCCUCGACUGGUGAUAUCAAACAUUUUACCUGCUGCUUGUUAACCGGAAACAGACGAACAGACAACAGACAAACAAACAAAUCAUCCAGCUCCUUCAUAAUCUUGAAGUAUGGCCAACAGAUGAUAAAUCACCUCGCUUCAUGUUUCAUUACAAGCGAUUGGACAAGGCCGUCUAUCGGACUGUACAUAAAAAGAAGUUACUUAGUCUCUAAUUCUAUCUAUUCUAGCUUUUUCUCG
Molecule: messenger RNA, 1040 nt
Organism: Blastomyces dermatitidis ER-3
Lineage: Eukaryota; Fungi; Ascomycota; Eurotiomycetes; Onygenales; Ajellomycetaceae
Exons: 1
Coding region: 86-478 (130 amino acids)
Source: RefSeq, a predicted model, not a curated record